This is a messenger RNA of Mus musculus (house mouse), 6183 nucleotides long. It is a transcript of the gene Morc2a, whose product is annotated as microrchidia 2A. The record is from RefSeq and is a predicted model, not a curated record. Gene Ontology annotation, molecular function: ATP hydrolysis activity; zinc ion binding. Lineage: Eukaryota; Metazoa; Chordata; Mammalia; Rodentia; Muridae. Gene Ontology annotation, cellular component: nucleus; chromosome; nuclear matrix. The transcript is spliced from 26 exons. The coding region runs from base 1900 to 4809 and encodes 969 amino acids.
GGAGACAAAGCGGUGGCUGAGGUAGCGGUGGCGCGGGCAGCACCGGCCGCAAAGCCGUACUGAACGCUGAAUCUCGUGACGCCCAGCCUGUCAUCGUCUGUUGAGGCGCGGCGUGUCGUGUCGUGUCGCGGCGCGGGCGGGCGGCGGCGGCGGCGGCGGCAGCGGCAGCGGAGGCAGCACAUGGUUCCAAGAGCGCGCUGCGGUGGUUGAGUUCCAAUUCCACGGGGAGGGACAAAGGCAUCUGCGAGCUGCAGGCAACGCCCGAUCGGAUCUGGUGGUGCACUCGCCACUUUCCUCUGUUCUCCCAGGCUCUGGGACUAACUCCUGUCUGUCGGUAGCGAGGAGGUGGCCACAGGACCCAGGCCUGGGAAGGCCCGAGGGCCCGAGGCCAUCUUCUGAAGGGUGUGGGGGAAGGGCGCACCUGAGGUGAUUCGGGAGGGUAGGUUGUGAGGUGUUUCUGUGGGCCACUGUGAGUAAUUUCACCCACAACCUGUGGUGAUUGUGGCAUAAUAGCAAGCUGUGUUUGGGCGGGGUUUGGGAAAAGAAAUCUGUCAGUCAGCACCAAGGACCUUUCUGUUGGAAAGCGGUGAAGCCAGAAGUAGCCUCCACUCCACUGCACUGUCCAGUAGAGCACUCUUUUGAGGAGCCUGGUGUCUUCGGUGGUGACAAAGUCUUCGGUGGUAAUGAAGUAGGUGAACCGUCAGAAGUAGGUCAAUUUCCUGAAUUUAGGAGAACAGAAAAGGACUUGAACGUGAAGUUGAAGCUGUAAACCUCCAAGUUUGAAGACCAUUCAGAACCGUUCACUUUUGAUGUGCGUCGGAAUUGUGUGAAGAAAGCUUGACCCCCCGGAGCACUUAAGGACAGUAGGUUUCGAAUAUAGUUCUUUCCAAAGUAUUACAUCAGAGUCAUUGAAAUACUUAAAUCACUCGCAGUUUUAAAUAUCUGCCUGUAUUUUGAAUAGAUACUAGGGAAAUUUUUUUUUUAUGUGUCACUAAGAAGCACAAAUUUACCCUUUACUGAUCAGAAUCCUGGGGAAAUCGAUUUCACUAUAUGUACUUUCCUGUUAACCGGCAAAGACUGAAGACUCAUUGCUGUCAUGGCCUUCACCAAUUACAGCAGUCUCAACCGAGCUCAACUAACCUUUGAAUAUCUCCACACAAAUUCGUAAGUAUCUUGUUAGGUGCCACUGAGGUAACCAGUAACUCCUCCUUGAUGUUAAUAUGGAAAUCCUUUCUCCAGAAAAUUUUGCUUUUUUAUUCUUUGGCUUGUGUCAUUGGAGUAAGAUGUAUCACUGGAUGUCUUGAGCUCUGUAUUGAAGAACUGAGAUCAGUGAAUUAUUUGUUGGUAAUCUAGAAGAAAAUGAUUUCACUUACUGGAUCAAAAAUUUCAAAAUACAAACUUUAUAUCAUAUUGAGUUGUUUCAUCCAAGUGUUUAAUAGGAAUCCAGCAAAACUGCUCUUUGGAUCAUCAAAAUUUGGACCAUCUAGUAUCAACUGUUGCACAUCUUUAGUAACAUCCUAGACAAUUGGGUUUAUAACAAGUGUUUCUAACAACAGCAACAACCACAAGAUGAUGAUGACAAAAAUGACCAACUUGGAAGAAGAAAGCAUUUGUUAAUUUUCAGCAAACAAUUGGUUUUGUCAUUUUGGCAAAUUGGCUGUAAAUCCAAUGUAGUUUAUAUAUGCUAAGGAAGAGUGGAAGUUUCUUUAAAGGCCUUGAUUUAGGUAGUCUUUUUCCAAAGUAUGUGAAAUCACAGAAGGAUGCUGUGUUCAUGGUCUUGAAACCACUCAUGAAUUCUUAUUUGGUGCUCUUGCUGAACUGGUUGAUAAUGCAAGAGAUGCUGAUGCUACCAGAAUAGACAUUUAUGCUGAGAGGCGGGAGGACCUUCGAGGAGGAUUUAUGCUUUGCUUUUUGGAUGAUGGAGCAGGAAUGGAUCCAAGUGAUGCUGCUAGUGUGAUCCAGUUUGGGAAGUCAGCCAAAAGAACUCCUGAGUCCACUCAAAUUGGGCAGUAUGGCAAUGGAUUAAAAUCGGGCUCAAUGCGGAUUGGGAAGGAUUUUAUCCUUUUCACUAAGAAGGAAGAUACCAUGACCUGCCUCUUCUUGUCUCGCACCUUUCAUGAGGAAGAAGGCAUUGAUGAAGUAAUUGUCCCAUUGCCCACCUGGAAUGCUCGAACACGGGAACCUAUCACAGACAAUGUGGAGAAGUUUGCCAUUGAGACAGAGCUUGUCUACAAAUACUCUCCCUUCCACACUGAGGAGCAAGUGAUGAACCAGUUCAUGAAGAUUCCUGGGAAUAGUGGAACACUGGUGAUCAUCUUUAAUCUCAAGCUCAUGGAUAAUGGAGAGCCGGAACUAGACAUAAUCUCAAAUCCAAAAGAUAUCCAGAUGGCAGAAACCUCGCCAGAGGGCACGAAGCCAGAGCGACGCUCCUUCCGAGCCUAUGCUGCUGUACUCUAUAUUGAUCCCCGGAUGAGGAUCUUCAUCCAUGGACACAAGGUGCAGACCAAGAGACUCUCCUGCUGCCUAUAUAAGCCCAGGAUGUACAAGUAUACAUCAAGUCGUUUCAAGACUCGGGCAGAACAGGAAGUGAAGAAAGCAGAGCAUGUAGCACGGAUUGCUGAAGAGAAGGCCCGGGAGGCAGAGAGCAAAGCUCGUACUUUAGAAGUACGCAUGGGUGGAGACCUGACACGGGACUCCAGGGUGAUGUUGCGGCAGGUCCAGAAUACAGCCAUCACCCUUCGUAGAGAAGCUGAUGUCAAGAAAAGGAUCAAGGAUGCCAAGCAGCGAGCUCUCAAAGAACCCAAGGAACUUAAUUUUGUUUUUGGGGUCAAUAUUGAACACCGGGACUUAGAUGGCAUGUUUAUCUACAACUGUAGCCGCCUGAUCAAGAUGUAUGAGAAAGUGGGCCCACAGCUGGAAGGGGGCAUGGCAUGUGGUGGGGUUGUUGGGGUUGUUGAUGUACCCUACUUGGUUCUGGAGCCUACACAUAACAAGCAGGACUUUGCUGAUGCUAAGGAGUACCGGCAUCUACUUCGAGCAAUGGGGGAGCACUUGGCACAGUACUGGAAGGACAUAGCCAUUGCCCAGCGUGGAAUCAUCAAGUUUUGGGAUGAGUUUGGCUAUCUUUCUGCCAACUGGAACCAACCUCCAUCUAGUGAGCUGCGUUUCAAACGCCGGAGAGCUAUGGAAAUUCCAACCACUAUCCAGUGUGAUCUGUGUCUGAAAUGGAGGACUCUCCCCUUCCAGCUGAGUUCAGUAGAAACAGAUUACCCUGAUACUUGGGUUUGCUCCAUGAACCCUGAUCCUGAGCAGGACCGCUGUGAAGCUUCUGAACAGAAGCAAAAGGUUCCUUUGGGGACAUUAAAAAAGGACCCAAAGACACAGGAAGAAAAGCAGAAGCAGCUGACAGAGAAAAUUCGCCAGCAGCAGGAAAAGCUAGAAGCUCUUCAGAAAACCACGCCCAUCCGCUCACAAGCUGACCUGAAGAAAUUGCCCUUAGAAGUGACUACAAGACCUAUUGAAGAACCUGUACGGAGACCUCAGCGUCCUCGGUCACCUCCUUUACCUGCGGUGAUCAAGAAUGCUCCUAGCAGACCCCCUUCUAUUCAGACUCCCAGACCAAGUACCCAGCUCCGAAAGACGUCUGUUAUCAGCCUUCCAAAACCACCCACUACAGCAGCCCGAGGAGAAACUAGUACUUCUAGGCUACUCCAGCCAACUGAGGCACCUCGAAAGCCUGCAAACCCUCCCAUCAAGACUGUACCCCGACCCACCCCUCCUGUGCACACACCCCCACUAUCUUUAAUCCCCAGUUCCAAGAGCCUUCGGGAGGUCCCUGCUCAAAAAGCCAUCAAAACUCCAGUGGUCAAGAAGCCAGAGCCACCUGUCAAACAGUCCGUGGCAACCUCAGGUCGGAAGCGGAGUCUUGCAGUCUCAGAUGAGGAAGAGGCUGAAGAAGAAGCUGAGAAGAGGAGAGAGAGAUGCAAGCGGGGCAAACUUGCUGUGAAGGAGGAAAAGAAGGAAGCAAAUGAGGUGCUCUCAGACAGUGCUGGGGAAGAUCACCCAGCUGAACUCAGGAAGGCUCAGAAAGAUAAAGGACUUCAUGUAGAGGUCCGUGUGAACCGUGAGUGGUACACAGGCCGAGUCACAGCUGUGGAGGUGGGCAAGAAUGCGGUUCGAUGGAAAGUGAAGUUUGACUAUGUGCCCACAGAUACAACACCAAGAGACCGCUGGGUGGAGAAAGGCAGUGAAGAUGUACGAUUGAUGAAGCCACCUUCCCCAGAGCAUCAGAGCCCUGACACACAGCAAGAAGGUGGAGAGGAGGAGGAGGCUAUGGUGGCCCGGCAGGCUGUGGCCUUGCCUGAGCCUUCCACCUCUGAUGGUCUUCCCAUUGAGCCUGAUACCACUGCCACCAGUCCCAGCCAUGAGACUAUUGAUCUCCUGGUCCAGAUUCUUCGAAAUUGCUUGCGGUAUUUCUUACCUCCAAGUUUCCCCAUCUCCAAGAAGGAGCUGAGUGUUAUGAAUUCAGAAGAACUAAUAUCUUUUCCUCUGAAAGAAUACUUCAAGCAAUAUGAGGUGGGGCUCCAGAAUCUGUGCCAUUCCUACCAAAGCCGUGCUGAUUCACGGGCAAAAGCCUCAGAGGAGAGCUUACGCACAUCAGAGAAAAAGCUUCGUGAGACAGAGGAGAAGUUACAGAAGUUGAGGACCAACAUUGUAGCACUCCUGCAAAAAGUGCAGGAGGACAUAGACAUCAACACAGAUGAUGAGCUGGAUGCUUACAUUGAGGACCUCAUCACCAAAGGGGACUGAGGAGCCGGGAGGCUAACUCCUGCUCAUACCUGCCCUCAACACAGCAGCUUCGGGGAGGGGAGUUCAUUUGUGACUUGGUGGACUUGAUCUUGGUUUGAGUCAUGUGAGACAUUUGUGCUUUGGGAAGGAGAUUCUUUGAAUCUUCUUCCCUAAGUUUACAUAAAUAUUUAUUUUUUAAAAGAGAAGAUGUUAAUGCCUGCUGUGAGACCGUACUUUUUUUUGUGUGACUCUUGAAAGGGCACAGAGUCUGAACCAUUCAGCUCCUGGCACCUCAACAUAGGAUGAAGAAAGCACCAUCCUGAAGUUGGAGAGGCUCUAAGGACAUCAACAAUGGGAUAUGAAAGAUACAUGGCCCCAGGGACUCAGCUCUGCAAGACCCUCAAGGGGUGAUCAAAACAGGCCCAGUAUCAGAAAGACACUCCCUGUAACAGAUCUCCUGGUGUCCAGACAGGGCUGUGAAGGUCUGUAGGCUGCCUGAGCAGCUGUCAGUCAUCUUGGAUGUGACAGUAUCCAGACAGCUUGGAGAUGUUUCUUAAGGCUCAAAUUUCCCAAUAUGCCACCUACUUUGUUACUGGAGGAGCCAUUUCCUGAGUCAACCACACUAUCCAAGCUCAAGCAUAGACAGCUCUGACCGGUCAGAUCCCUGGGCUGGAUAGCACUCUGAAUGUUGAACUCCAAAGAUUCUCAGGGUGUGCAGGUGUGAAAGCUCUCUGGAGGAGAAGGCUUCCACAGUGGUGCUAGUUCCUGGAGAGCCUUUGCUGCUGCUUUUCUACUAUGUACUCUCUGGGCUCCAGAGAGCCCUGCACCUCCCAUGCUCUGGAGGUGAGGAGGACAGACCAUGUGCUUCAGACAACCACUCAGAGCCAGAAAGGCACGAGCUUCAUCUGAUGGCUGUCGGAAGAAUUCUGGUUCCAGUCCCAACUCUUCACACUCCUGUUCAAGACUGAUUUUGUACUCUUGAUCCAAACCACCUUGGGAUUUGUAUCCAUCAAGGCAAGGCUGCCACCUUGUGUCCUGGGGUCUCUGCAGAAGAUGGGGAAGUGUUGGUGAGGGAACUGUGCACAUAUGGCUGGAAGUGCCUGCUUGAGUUCUGCCAUCAGGUUGUUUAGGGGGGAUAGCAUUCAGAAGUUCUUCUCUGGAACAUUCUCCAAUAGAUGGGUUUUAAGUUGGUGCACUUACCCCCACGGCUGCCCCCAUCCAACUUUCUGUUGACCCUAUCCAGGCAGAGUAUGAUCCAUUUUUUUCCAUAAACCCACUGUUUAAAAGGAAUUUGGCCCUGCAUUUUUAUUGGCAGGUAAUACUCAUUUUGAUUUUUUUUUUUUUUUACUUACACAUGUAAUCAAAAUGUGUUACUAUAAAUUUCUACUGGUGAGA